AUGUUCCCGACGAGCACCCAGAAGACCGAAUGGACCUUCGACAACACCGAUGCGUUGACGGCCAAGAGAAAUGAGGCCAGCGAAAACUACAAAAACGUCUACAGAGAAGUGAUCAAUCCGGGCGAAGAUGAGCGUUUUCUUUCGCCGCAAGACGAGUCAACGAUGCGAGCCAUUGUACAAGAGGCAGCGUUGAAAUUUGGCGACGAUUUUCAGCCCCAUCUCUUCCCCUCCGUUCGCUACACGGCUUUCUGCUACUUCAAACGUUUUUUCCUCAAGCACACCGUGAUGGAGUACAGCCCGAAAAUGGUGAUGAUGGCCUGCUACUACUUGGCGACGAAAAUUGACGAGUUCUACGUGCCAAUACACGAGUUUGUCGCCAAUUUGAAGUCAGGUAACACUGAGACGAACACAAGCCACAUCUUAAAGCUGGAGCCGGAGAUUUUGAAAGUGAUGGACUACUCACUGAUCGUGUACACGCCAUAUCGAACAAUUGAGGGGAUAUUCGUGGAAAUGAAGCAACGAAUGGCUCUGCUCAACUUUGACAUUGAGAGUUUAAGACCGACGCUGAUCGAGUUCAUCACGAAAUCGUUACUCAGCGACGUGAUGCUGAUCUUCUCGCCCAACUACAUUGCAUUAGCCGCGUUGAAAUAUGGUCUCGACGCUCAGGACAGAGCGGUUGAAUUGGUCAACGAGUUCCUUCGGCGUAUGCUGGGUGUCGACGAGUCACAAAUGAGUGAAAAAGAUAAUACCUUGGUAAAGAACAUUGACGCGCAAUUGGAUCAAAUCAUCGCGAUGGUUGAGGAAAGUGCCCGGCCGGUGGAUGCGGAUAUGAGGAAAUCGUGCAUGGAAAGGUGUACAAAUGUCUCCAUUCUGUUGUCGGUUCUCGAGGAACGUCGUCGCCUUCUCCCGUCAAACAAAAACGGGGCGAACAAAUUCGAUUCGGACGAAGAU
Molecule: messenger RNA, 951 nt
Organism: Mesorhabditis belari
Lineage: Eukaryota; Metazoa; Nematoda; Chromadorea; Rhabditida; Rhabditidae
Source: the annotation of a GenBank genome assembly